AUGAAGAUCACCUGGUGUGACGAGGCCAUCGGAAGAAGCGUCAGUACGUGGCCUAAUUCCGACCAGGCGUCUGGCCGCGGAGGCGCCGGUCCGGGCAACUCAAAGGUCAAAGGUGAUGUUGACGGCGACAACGCACAAGGUACGAACGGUGGCGGCCACCCCACUGAAGGACACGUAAUGGGCGAUGUACAUCCAUUUUUGCAGGGCAGAAGCUCCGGCAAUCGAAAGUAG
Metarhizium album ARSEF 1941 is the source of this 231-nucleotide messenger RNA. RefSeq lists its product as uncharacterized. The coding region runs from base 1 to 231 and encodes 76 amino acids. The transcript has a single exon. Lineage: Eukaryota; Fungi; Ascomycota; Sordariomycetes; Hypocreales; Clavicipitaceae. The record is from RefSeq and is a predicted model, not a curated record.